AUGGAGUACGACGACGAAGACGACAUUCAGCAGUACCAGGCGCGACAGCAGAAACGGCAGGGCGAGAGCCGCGCACAAAAAUCCGUUCGCCAAGUGGCGGGUGGUGACACAGCGGAGGAUGACGAUGAGCCCUCAGCAAACAACGAAGAAAGUCCCGAACUCAGCUCGUCUGACGAACUUGCCAUCGAGGAAGAAGAAGCCCGUCAUCCUUUCUAUCACUAUGCCACCGAGAAAGCCGACAGUUUCGCUGACGCCAAAGUAAUCUACCAACGCCACCGUCUUGAUACCAAGACCUCCCAGGACUUCGCCAAUCUUUCCUUGAGCAAGUCUACCACCUUGCCCUCGAUUCUUGACGGUGGUUUUGGCCCACCACUCAACCGAACAAGCAGUCUUGCGUCCCGCAAAAGCGUUCGUGGCUCUUCUGGUGGGGGCCAAGCCAUGACCUUCAAGAAAGAGCCUUUUCCGAGCUUUCAACAAAGCCCCGAGCCAUCUCGCACAUCUCAUGAUGUAUUCCUGGAUGCCGAUGCCAAGGCAAGAGCACACAAUCAGCAUCCGGCCCUACCCCAUGAAUUCAAAGAUCCGUUGCUUGCUCAUGAGGGAAUGCAUGGGGCGGGAGCAGGGGUGGGUCUUGGGUCUGGACCAAGCGGCCUGGCGAAGAACGAAGAAAGCAUUGUAUCCGAAGUUCAAUCUAUUUGUGACAAGAUCAAGUUGCUUCUCGACAUGCGCCGAGAGUUCAUGAAGACAUCACUGCAGUGUCCAGGUGACAAUCCCAAGGAUUACGACGAGUGGGAAAUCUACCCCCCUCCACCUGAGCCUGUAUGGACUCAAGAGAAGAACCGCGUCAACGGUCAUGAUGAUGAAAACCCAUCGAGGACUUCUAGCGGAUUAUACAUGCCUGACACUGGCCGCCCGGACAGUAAAUCAGGCCGCUCGACCACUUACACCAGCCACGUCGGCUCGGAUAGAACACCAGUUUCUCCAACAACUGCCAGACGCAGGCGCAAACCUGGCCAUGAUAUUGGCGAGGACUUUGAUAUGUCCGAGGUGGACAUUCCAGGAGAGGACACAGAAUACCACUAUGCUCCAGAUGCUGCGAGUAUCUACCAAGUCUACGACGAUCGCGACAAGCCGGUCGUCCAAGUUCCCACACUGCGAGAUUACUAUAUCGCAUUAGACACGGUGUUGGACAUAUGCUCAGAUGGUCCAACUAAGAGCUUUGCCUAUCGUCGCAUGCAGUAUCUCGAGGGUCGCUACAAUCUAUACUCCUUGCUCAACGAAUACGAGGAAGUCGCGGACACAAAGAAAGUGCCUCACCGUGACUUCUACAAUGUACGAAAGGUCGACACCCAUGUUCACCAUUCGGCCUGCAUGAACCAGAAGCACCUCCUCCGCUUCAUCAAAAGUAAGAUGAAGAAGUGUCCGACUGAGGUGGUAAUAGACCGUGACGGGAAACAGUUGACUUUACAAGAAGUCUUCGAGAGCAUCAACCUCACAGCAUAUGACCUGAGCAUAGAUACCUUGGAUAUGCAUGCUCACACUGACUCUUUCCAUCGCUUCGACAAAUUCAACUUGAAGUACAAUCCUGUUGGUCAGUCACGACUAAGAGAUAUAUUCCUCAAGACGGACAAUUUCAUCAAAGGCCGGUAUCUCGCAGAGAUCACACGUGAGGUCAUCUCGGAUCUGGAGGCCAGCAAGUACCAGAUGGUCGAAUGGCGCAUCAGUGUCUAUGGGCGCAGUAUUCAUGAGUGGGACACGCUCGCGGCAUGGGUUGUUGACAACAAGCUCUUUUCUCACAACAUCCGCUGGCUUGUACAGAUUCCUCGACUUUUUGGCCUAUACAAGGCCAUGGGAACCAUGGAAACUUACGAUGAGCUGUUGCGCAACAUCUUCCAGCCGCUGUUUGAAGUCACGCAAAACCCGGCCAGCCAUCCCAAGCUCUACGUUUUCCUUCAACGGGUCAUCGGCUUUGACAGCGUUGACGACGAAAGCAAGCCUGAGCGCCGGCUGUUCCGAAAAUUCCCCGUGCCCAAAGAAUGGAACACCAAGCAGAACCCUCCCUAUGGCUACUGGAUCUACCACUUGUACGCAAACAUGUCGUCGCUGAACGCGUGGCGACAAAAACGUGGGUUCAAUACUUUCCUCCUCCGACCUCACUGUGGCGAAGCUGGCGACACGGACCACCUGGCGGCGGCUCUGUUGUGCUGUCACAGCAUCAGCCACGGCAUCACUUUGAGGAAAGUCCCAAUGUUGCAGUAUUUGUUUUACCUGGAACAAAUUGGCAUUGCAAUGUCACCCCUUAGCAACAAUGCUCUGUUCCUAACUUACGACCGCAAUCCAUUCAUCAGCUACUUCAAAAGGGGACUCAAUGUCUCACUCUCGACCGACGACCCGCUGCAGUUUGCGUUCACCAAAGAGCCGCUUAUUGAGGAGUACUCGGUGGCGGCGCAGAUCUACAAGCUGUCAGCCGUCGACAUGUGCGAAUUAGCCAAGCACUCUGUCGACCAGUCUGGUUUCGAGCUGUCGUUGAAGCAACGCUGGUUGGGGAAGUACUGCUACUUGCCGGGCGUGCUCGGCAACGAUGUAGCCAAGUGCAAUGUGCCCGAUGUGCGAGAAGCGUUCAGGCACGAGACGCUGAAAGCAGAGCAUGCAUUCAUUGCCAAAUACACGAAAGACUAUACGCACCUGGAGAGAUGCACGCCGAGCAUACCGGAACCAGAUGACCCCUCGGCAUCCAUGAGCGAAGUGUACAAGGUCCUCGAGUCACCGAAACAGUACUACGCGACCGUGGCAGACUCGAUCCCCCCGGCCCAGCAAGCCCGGGUGCCUAAUGCAAAGUCAAGCAGCAACGUGGAGACACUCAGCAGCUCACCUCCACGUCUCCGUAAGGCGUCGACGCAGCUCUACGCUGUCACAUCCCCCACAGAUCCUCACAUUUCCGGCCACGAGCCUCGGGUGUUCCCGGGUAUUGCGUAUCAGCGAGAGCGGCGACAUAGCUUGAGGAAGAGCAUCAGCGGAUCAGAAGGUACCGCGCCGGACUUGAGCAGCAGCCAACAGCUAGAGCCUGCGCUAGCAAAGCUCCAAGAGAGGGAAGACAGCGAGGCGGCCUUCGCUGACGACACGGAUUAG
This is a messenger RNA of Cyphellophora europaea CBS 101466, 3126 nucleotides long. Its product is annotated as AMP deaminase. Gene Ontology annotation, cellular component: cytosol. The record is from RefSeq and is a predicted model, not a curated record. The transcript is spliced from 2 exons. Gene Ontology annotation, molecular function: AMP deaminase activity. Lineage: Eukaryota; Fungi; Ascomycota; Eurotiomycetes; Chaetothyriales; Cyphellophoraceae. Gene Ontology annotation, biological process: IMP salvage; AMP metabolic process. Bases 1 to 3126 code for a protein of 1041 amino acids.